Paramormyrops kingsleyae is the source of this 1940-nucleotide messenger RNA. RefSeq names its product PR domain zinc finger protein 12. Lineage: Eukaryota; Metazoa; Chordata; Actinopteri; Osteoglossiformes; Mormyridae. Gene Ontology annotation, biological process: regulation of gene expression; neurogenesis. The record is from RefSeq and is a predicted model, not a curated record. Gene Ontology annotation, molecular function: histone methyltransferase binding. Gene Ontology annotation, cellular component: nucleus.
AACCACUAGCGCUUCAUACUUCUGCAUACGAGGAGUAGUGAAAGUGAAAACAUAUCAGUUGCAAUCGCCAGAAAUUUAUUUUAUCGGCAUCUUUAUUUACUUUAUAUUAACAAACUUUCGAACACAAAACAUCUGGAAAAAACACCAGUAGCCUUCGCGACUUAUUUCAAUAUAAAUUAUCUCCGUCUUGUGCGAAGGAGUCUCAUUAUGGGCUCGGUAUUUCCCGCUGACGCUCUGGUGUUGAAGUCUGGAUUUAAAGCGCAGAGUUUCUCGCUAUCUGAAAUUAUUACGUCGGACAUCCUGCACAGCUUCCUUUACGGGCGAUGGAGAAACGUUCUUGGGGAGCAUCUCUGCGGUGGAAAGACCGGUGCGCUCAGCGGAAAAACCGCCUUCACCGCGGAAGUCCUCGCACAGUCUUUCUCGGGAGAAGUUCAGAAGCUGUCCAGCCUGGUGCUACCCAGCGAGGUCGUCAUCGCCCAGAGCUCCAUUCCCGGUGAGGGACUUGGGAUGUUCUCAAAGACGUGGAUCAAGGCUGGGACAGAGAUGGGUCCAUUUACUGGCAGGAUCAUUGCUCCCGAGCAUGUAGAUCUGUACAAGAAUAACAACCUCAUGUGGGAGGUUUUCAAUGACGACGGAACUGUGCGCUGCUUCAUCGAUGCCAGUCAGGAGGACCACCGAGGCUGGAUGACGUAUAUCAAGUGCGCUCGCAACGAGCAGGAGCAGAACCUGGAGGUGGUACAGGUCGGGGGCAGCAUCUUCUACAGGGCUGUGGAGACCAUCCCACCCGACCAGGAGCUGCUGGUUUGGUACGGAAGCUCCCACAAUACAUUCUUGGGGAUUCCCGGUGUUCCUGCCCUGCAGGACGAGCAGCAAAGGGGGAAUAAGAUGGAUGACACCCACGCAAGUGAUGGAUUUGCACCGUCCACCUCCCCCCACUCCUCCUCUUCCUCUCCUCCUUCAUCAAUGGUGGCUGGUCGCAUGCGCUGCGUCAUCUGCCGGCGGGGCUUCAACUCGCGCAGCAACCUGCGGUCACACAUGCGCAUCCACACACUGGACAAGCCGUUCGUCUGCCGCUUCUGCGGACGCCGCUUCAGUCAGUCCUCCACCCUGCGCAACCACGUGCGGCUGCACACGGGGGAACGCCCCUACCAGUGCCAUGUUUGCCAGAGUGCAUACUCCCAGUUAGCGGGCCUGCGGGCACACCAGAAGAGUGCCAGGCACCGGCCGGAGCCAACGGUCGCUGUGGCAACAGUCACCACGACGACAAAGAGCCUAACCCUCUCAGCAACAGCCUUUGUGCCUCAUGUGACCACCUCGGGAUCUCCCACCAUGGCAUUGUGAAGAAGGACACAUGAACACACACACACACACACACACACACACACACACACACUGAUGCACAUUGAAGUGUGUAAGCCUAUAACCCUUCUCUGAGUUUCAUCUCAGGUGUGCAUCUCAUCAUCAAUGUUGUAACGGGGAGACUCAAGGAGUCAGACUAUGGCUACAGUCAGUCAGAGUCUAAGCUGGGCCUGGUUCCAGCUCAAAGUUGUAGUGUGGGCUACAGCAUUCACUGAAGGGGCCAAGGUUGGGGGUAUUUGGGUUUGAGCCAAGCUUGUGAUUGGGUGGGCCAGGCCUGGUCUGAGCCAGCAUAAACUGGUCUGCACUUCCCACCCACAGACUUAUCAAUCGGUGUCAUCUGCUACAACAUGCAAUGCAAUGGUAGUUCAACUGGGAGGGCAAUGCAACCUCAGAUGGAACAAAAGCAACUAACUAGUUAAACCGUAUAAAAAUACCUAUUUGAAACCAUUUGAAUGUUUUCUCAGAGACUCCAUGAGCCCCUUUAUGUCCUGUCCUGCUCAGGGAAAGAAUGCAGUGUCUGUGUGCUUUGCUUUGACAGGUUCUAUGUAGUCACUUUAACACUGUAAAUACGUGUACAAACU